CUUGUAAAGUACAAAACUGGAGCAAGUUGACGCUAGCUUGGGAUUUUAUUUAGACUAAAAGCAAACCGCUGACAGCCUCUUUCUCAUAUUACCGACCCCUCCCCAACCUCACGUGGUUUUAAGCUAUGAGAAAGUACACAUCUCUAAUAGACUCAAGCUGACAGGUCACGUUUUUCAAAGUUCGCACCCACCGUCCGUGUUUAUCGGUUUACACAAAGGCUUUCCUUACUCUAUAUCUGGCAUCUCCGUUCGUUAACAGCCUCGUAAACAGCUCUUGGCUUUAUGAUUAGAAAGGAGGUAGCAAAAACAAGCUGAUCAUUCCGGCACUUCUUUUGGUACAGAUAUAGACACUAGAUAUGGGUUAUUAACCUAGUUGAGGUCAAGGUAAAUACUAAAUGGCUGGUCAAGUUGUUUUUGUUGAUUCGUACUUUUUAAGGGAACAAAAAGGGCAAUCCUGAGCACUUCUGGGGUGGGGGGACAUCCUCAGUUGGGUGGCCAAGCAGAGGUGCCUUCCUCUCUCCUUCCCUUUCGCCUCUAGUGCACUUAAAGAGAAGGGUGUGCCAGAACCAUCUCAUCAAACCGAAGGGGAGUUCCGGAUAUCUCAAACUUCCUGACAUCUAGCUGUUAGUCCGCAUCUCCGGGGGUAGACUCGUAUCCGGCGUAUUCACUAAUCUAAUUUUAACCUGAAUGCCUUGAGUUUUAAGUAUCUCAAAUUAUCUUGCUGUUUCUAAAAGCAGGAAAGUUUCUCUGAUUUGACAAGCCAUUAAUUUCACUAUGUUGAAAUUACGUGAGUUGCGCGAAAACCACCAACCACACGCUGAGGUUUUGAUUGUCAGACAGUCUGGGAAGCAGUAGGGUACAGAGCUAACCGUCCAUCAAUUAGCAUCUAUUUAUUAACGUAUGCGCCAGAAUAUUUUCAUAUAAAUCAGCAAUAUUUCUUUUCACGUGCUCUGGGGGAACAUAGUUCAUAGUUCACUUGCAGGUAGUACCUGUUGUGGUUGCGCUAAUUGCUCAUCAAUAGAAAUCCAACCUAUCACCAGCUUCUCAAUAAACCGGUUUAUAAUCCAAUGGUAACAAGAGAUUUUGAAAAUCAAACGACCUAAACCUCACUUCACGCAGCAAAUUUUUUCCCGUACACAGAGUUCGCAGGGAUCUUGGAGCCUUCUCAUCCAUGUUUCUUUACAUAAGAUGACGAAUUAUUCCAAGGAUCUCAACUACGAUUCUAAACGUUCCUGGUUCGUCUGCGCAUCUUCGUUCAUAGUGCAGUUCACUAUCUUUGGGAUACACAGUUCCGUGGGGAUUUUUUUCAUCGCCUUCGACAGGGAAUUUCACCGGAGUGAAUCCGCUACAGCAUGGGUAGGCUCAUUGGCAUUUGGACUCAUGUUUUUCCUGGGACCUCUGACUACAGUGCUGUGCGAGCACUUCGGAUGCCAAGUGGUCACGUGUGUUGGAGGCCUUCUCUCAUUCACUGGUCUUCUUUCUACGUCAUUCGUAACCAGUUUCCCUUUAUUGUACUUCACUUAUGGCUUUCUAUGGGGAGCUGGGACGAGUCUUUGUUACUUCGCCUCUUUGGUCAGUUUACCGUUGCAUUUUAGAAAUUAUUUAUCACUGGCUUAUGGAAUCGCUAUCGCUGGGGCUGGCUUCGGUGUUCCGCCGACAACAUGGGCAAUCAAUCAACUUAUUGGAUAUUAUAACUGGAGGAUAACCAUGAGAAUUCUCGCCGGAAUGUCACUUUUGAUGAGCGUUUCGAGUGUGACCUACGGUGGCUUUGCAACUGUGCAAGAACAUUGUGUUGAAAUGGAGAAGAGCAACGCAUCUAGGCAUUCAAUAAGUGAGACUACCCUAAAGCUUAAAUUACGUAUUUUGGAAUUUUUUAAAUUAAAUCCUUGGAAAAAUAAGGCCUUUGCGGUAUGGGCCGUUUCCCUAAGCUUCAUCGCGUUCGGAAACUUUAUACCAUUUGUCUUUUUGAUCAGCAUUGCAAACGAGAUUGGAAUACCGAGCUCCAAAAGCGCAUUACUCAUUGGUUACCAGGCCAUAACGAAUACAGUUGCUCGCAUCGCGUUUGGAAGGCUUGUUAAUAAUCCUCGAAUGGACAAAAUUGUAUCGGUUCAAAUAAUGGGCCUUAUGUUAGCUGUUAACGCCACACUCUUUCCUUUAGCAAAGACUUACUCUUCUUUAGUUGUAUAUGUCGUUGUCUUCGGUUGUUUUGAUGGAAGUUUAGCUGUUAUGUUUGGGAUGGGUACAUUGCAUAUUGUUGGAGAAAGACUCGCCGGGCGCGCAUUUGGAAAUCUUUGUUUCGCGGCUGCUAUUGGAAAUGUACUUGGCCCUCCUGUAGCAGGUUUUAUCUUUGAUGUCUUCGGAAAAUAUGACAUUGCGUUCUUCCUUUCUGGAGCCUUCAUGACGCUUGGGGUUUGUCUGUUGUUCCUUGUGCCUCGUUUGAUGCCGGAAAAAAUAGAAGUAUGCGAAGAAAGAGUGGUUCUUUUAAGCGACGAUGCUAAGAAACAAUCAACUAACUACAAGCAGAAGCCCAGAGCAAUUUACAGCUUUCCAAUAGAGGCUGCUUUCUUCGCACAAACUCGCUGCGAUCACGUGCUACAGCAUAGUGUUUCUAUGGGAACGUUAAGAGAGAUUGAUACGCCACCUUUGAUUAAGUCAGCAAUGUUCCGCGCAUGGUCUGCCGCUGCCCAAUUACAUUGCACUGACUCUCUGAAUGGUUCAUCGGGUUAUGAGAGUGACUUCAAUAGACAAAGCUCUUGCACUCAGUACAGUGAAGUCGUAGAUAAGUCACUGGAAAACGAACAUGGGUCUAUAACCUUGGUAACACCGGCUAUGAGUUUUGACAAUAUGGAGGUUUUUGUUCAACAAGAGAAACUUCAACAAGAGGGCUGGGUUGGAGGUGCUAUGGAUUUGUAUAGUGUUAUGUUUGAAUCCUUGUUGGAACGAGUAGAAACUAAUCCAAGAACUCCAUUUGAAGAUGAUUCAAGCGAUGAAAACGCUUCCAAGGCUGACGCAGAGAUGAAAAUAAUACCCAAUUUUUCCCAGUCAGAAUUUGGGUGCAAGUUAGAUCUUUGUCGAGAAACGAUUUUAUAAAAUUACCUUUCAAACUAUUUGAUUAGGACUUUUUUAUCAUUAUGUUAAAGGUACUUAUUAUUGGUUAAAAUGGCUGGCCAUAACAGUUGGUCGAUGAAGCGAAUUAUGUUAUUCAUUAGGACUGCUUUCCGAUCAAAUUACGUAGUUUAAAAGCUAACGUUUCGAGCGUUGGCCCUUCGUCAGAGCGAUUGUUAACAACCGCUAAGUCGGAAACGAGCCCGCUCUCCUCUCCCACAGGCAGUCUUAUCUCGAUGAAGAACAAAGAUCGGACUCGACAGAGUGUUAGGACGUACUGUCUGAGAGAGACUCAUAAAAGAUUACCAUAUUGGGAAAAAGGGUGGUUCGUCAUUAUGGACUAGCGUUUACCGUUAUCCAACAAUUUUAAAAUUAAUUUAAUGACUAGAGGGUACAUAAAAACGUUUUAAUGAUCCUAGUGAUACACAGUGUUGUACUAGGGCAACUUCUGACUCAGAAGGAAUUAUUUGUUAUCAAAAUAACAUCGAAUAUUUAUUGGUUUCUAAGAAACGUCUUCCAUUCAAGAAUUGCAAAGAAUAUCUAACUUGUCAGCCAUUUUUUAGGCACUGGUAAGUCAGCACAUUUCAAUGUUUUGGUGACUCAAAGUUUCAAUACUUUGUAUUAAUUGCGAAUUUUUACGAAUUUUUAUUUUAAUAUUUAUUAAUUUUAUAUGUAUCGAGAGCGUUCCUCUGUGAAUUGUAAGUUUUUUAUUCAUUAUUUUGUUGGUUUUAUCGAUUUGAAUUCGUUCAAAAAGGACAUCUUAGGGAUGGUUGGUGGAAUCUUAGCAAAAUAACAAUGAUGUCAUUGUCUCGAAAAAGUUCUAAUUCUUAAUUUAUUAAUUAAACGAUUUACUGAAAAUGAUUUAAGUUAUACUUAACCUUGCUGGUUUGAGGGAUAUCAUAUGGGUUUUUUCUUUAAGGAUAAUUGUCAAAAUAUUAAUGCACUUUGCCAUAAAUUAAGGGGCGUGCAUCUCAUUUUAUGUAGAGAAGUAAAAGCGUUUUUAAUCUAAAUAUGGGAGGUGGUUGAAUCCGGAACUAAAGACAAUAAAAUAACUCUACGCGAUGUGUUGAGGUUAAAUCGA
Messenger RNA from Pocillopora damicornis (cauliflower coral), 4186 nucleotides. RefSeq names its product monocarboxylate transporter 10. Gene Ontology annotation, molecular function: transmembrane transporter activity. Gene Ontology annotation, biological process: transmembrane transport. The record is from RefSeq and is a predicted model, not a curated record. NCBI's taxonomy places the organism in Eukaryota, Metazoa, Cnidaria, Anthozoa, Scleractinia, Pocilloporidae.